Entelurus aequoreus (snake pipefish) is the source of this 1555-nucleotide messenger RNA. It is a transcript of the gene tsr2, whose product is annotated as TSR2 ribosome maturation factor. Gene Ontology annotation, biological process: maturation of SSU-rRNA from tricistronic rRNA transcript (SSU-rRNA, 5.8S rRNA, LSU-rRNA). Gene Ontology annotation, cellular component: nucleus. The transcript is spliced from 5 exons. NCBI's taxonomy places the organism in Eukaryota, Metazoa, Chordata, Actinopteri, Syngnathiformes, Syngnathidae. The record is from RefSeq and is a predicted model, not a curated record. Bases 62 to 598 code for a protein of 178 amino acids.
UAUCACGCAUGCGUUGAUUGUUUCCGUCUGUUCCACAUCCGCACAUCGACAUCGACUGCGCAUGUCUGUCCCAUCCAACAUGGCGGCGCCCGGGGAUUCGCGUGCGGUUUUCACCGACGGAGUGCGAGCGGUGCUGCACACCUGGCCCGUUCUUCAGAUCGCGGUGGACAACGGCUUCGGAGGAGUCUACGGGCAGCAGAAAGCCGACUGGAUGGCGGACGUGGUCCAGCAGUACUUCCACGACAACACCGACCUGGAGCAGUGUGAAGUGGAAGACUACAUCGCCACCCUCAUGGACCAGGAGUUCCACACGGUGGUGGAUGACGGCAGCUUACCGCAGGUGUGCGUUGGUCUGAUGCAGAUGUUCAGCCAGUGGCAGCAGGGGGCGCUGGAGCAGCUCACACACUCCAUCCAAUCCCUGACACAGAACAAGACUCUUAGGGCAAAGGUCACGGCCGCGCCCACACCGUCAGAUUCAGAGAGUGAUGAAGAGACACAGGCGAUGGAGUGUGAGACGACUUCAGUCAACACAACAAAUCAUCAUCCUCCUCCUCCUCAAGACGAAGAUGGAUGGACGCUGGUUCAAAAGAGAAAGUGACACCGAGAGACUUACCUUUGGACUUGAUGGUGAUGUCAUGUUGAUUGGGCACGUGACCUUGUGGUGUUCAGGACGUGCUGGAAACAAAAGUCCAUGUUUUGGCAAAAAAGGACAGCAGGCCAGUUGGAUUUCUGGAAAUCACGCCGGCCGAGUUGCUGGUACACAAACAUGGCGAGUUUCAUGUCGAAGUCUGUCGGAAUUAUGCAAUUUCAAAAUAAAAAUUCCAAUUAUUUAGUUGAAACAAAGACUCAGCCACAAGCAGAACGUUUAAAUUACUUUUUGAGCGGUAAACCAGGUGUGUCCAAAUGCCCGGGGGUCAUUUUUAACUUUUCUAAAAAAAUAAACAUCAAAAGUGGAAUAAAAGCGCAAAGAGGUAUGAAAAGUUGCAUUGUUGACUCUGAUAACACAAAGCUGUUUUAUUCUUUAAAACUGUCAUUGCUCAAAACAUAAUGAAUCAAACUCAGCGUUGUCAUGAAUUAUUGACCUAUUAAAUUUCUUCACAUCAAAUAUUCCACUUUGAAAUCUUUUUGGGGGGAAAUGUUGCAUAUUUUGUGUGUUUGUCAUACAAUGUCUUUGGCAAAAAAGGCAUACAACAAAUUUAAAAAUGGUACAAUCCACAAAUAGAUCUGAAGUUGAUCUAGAGCAGGGGCGUCCAAACAGUUUCCAUUCAGUAAAAUGGAAAGAUGCGGGGGCUACUUUGACACGUUUUGUGCGUUGAUGCUAAAACAAUGCAUGUCAAUAUAUGCUAAGCUAGCUGAACUAAACAUCCAUGUUAGCUUUGUGUUGUCGGUGACAAUACAAUUAGUCUAAUCUAAUUACUAGGGCAGGCAAAAAUAAGUUAAUUCAUGUGAUUAAUCACAAAAAUAGUGCAUUAACUACAUCUACACAGAUUAAUCAGGUUAUUUUGCUCCUUUACAUUGUAUAAAUUCUAACAAAAUUGCAUUUGUGAGCAAGUAU